CGGUUAGACAAAUACACUAAGAGUGUACAAUCCAGGAAACGGGGGAAAUCAGAAAUGCAUGUUGUUAAUGCGGCGCCUACCACAGUUUCGUCGAGUGCCAUUAAUGGGAGCAAGAUGGCUAUGUCCGUCCUAACAACUGUGGAGGGAGAGUGUGUAGAUGGUAGACUGCCAGUGGCAAAGCUUAGGAAGGAGAAUGAGGAGAACAUACCCGUUGCAGGGCCUAUCAAGCGCCAACGUUCGAUGAUGAUUCUAGAUUCUAAGGAGGUGCGGCCUGACAAAGGGGAGACCCAAAGAAAAGAUACAAGGGGUGCUUUUGGAACAGCUCCCCAAGGCGGAGGAAUGCCGCUACGGGAGGCUGGGAGGCUGGGUGUGCCAUCAAGUCAAUCCAGCUCGAAGGUGAAGGGCACCCGAGGGCCGAGAGUCUCGUUGCAUACAGAAGGUGUGGCCGAGAGAGUGGUAAGCUCAACAGGCACACCGUCUUCAGGAGGAGGAUUGACAGCGUUGUCGAAGGGAGAAGUAAGGGAUCGGCCAGCUGCCAUUCCUCCUAUCCCAACGGCGAACACCUUGACAAAGGGUGCAUUGAAGAGGAAGCGGUUGUUUCUGGAGCAGCAGGUAUCUCGGACGCCAGCUCACACUGGCAGUGUUAUGGUGCAUGCGUCUGGCAAGUUGGACCGGCCACCUCCUCCUGCACCAGCUGCAGGAAUGGAACAGUCAAACGAAGGGAGUGUGCCUGUUGUGAAGGACAGAGCACAUGGGGGGGGGGCAUUGGAAAGCGGCAUCAUCCGCGAGGAGGCGAAUGGUGGUGCUGUUCCAUCAAAUGGGCCCUGGAAUGGGGUGGAAAUGGAGGCCCACUUGAAGAAGACCAGAAGGGUGUAUCUGCCCCCGAAUGUCGAAAUGAGGACAACAGGGGUGGGGACAGAUUCCGAGGACACAAGGGUAACGGAUGCGGUGCCCAGGAGAGGGUCGCGGCAAGAAGAAGACAAAGGGAUACAAGUCGGUGGCACGUUUGGGUUGGUUCUGAGGAAAGCUGCUGUUCCCGAUGGUGGAGGGAACACGACCUCUCAGGCAAGCCAGACGUCACUGCCAUCAUAUCGAAGUGCAGGCACCUUGAGUGGUGGCAGUGGUGCUGCAGAACCCAUGCACAGAACUGAUACUCUAGGAGGGAUACUAGGAUUGAUGCGAAAAGGGUCAAGGAGCAUCAAGGGAGAAGGAUCGGCAAAAUUACAUGACAAAGAAGGAAUCCUGGUAGAUACACAGAAGGAGAAUGGGGGGAAGCAGGUACGUAGAGGAGGGUUAGGUGAGGUAGCUGUUGGUUUGAAAAAGAGAGAGAACAGAGACAGGGAGAUAAGAGGGAAGGGACCACUCCAGGAGAGGGGAGGGGGAAAGAGAAACCUAGUACAACAGGAAGAGCCAGUGCAAACAGGGCAUGCGCCACACCCACAGCAGAUGGAACAACUACCACAACCGAUGCAUCCCAAGCGAGAUAAUGAGAAAAGGGCAGCAGACACCUGCAAGCAAGCCAGAACUGCACGUGCCAGUUCGGAAACAACACACAGGUCCUCCUCAGCGGAGAGAGGAAUGCCUCUCGCAAGAAGGGGCGUUGAAAAUCGAUAUGCUGAAACACAGGAAGCAUCACCGAACCUUCUCAGUCAGCUCUUAGACACUUGGAGCACAGAGGGUCUGGAUGACUGGCGAGAGGCGCUGAAAACUGUCCCCGAUUCAAGCUACAGUCCUUCCUCUAAUGGUUUCUGGAAGCAGGUCGAACCAUAUUUUUCUUUUGUCAGUGGCAAGGAUUUUACAUUUUUCCAACAGGAGGCCGCUGGGGCUUCUUGUGGCGGUUGGGGGAGCAGUUGUGCUGUAUUGGGCACGUCUGGCGUGGAAGCAGAAGGUGGCAGCAGCCCGCUGGCAAUCGCUGCAGGAUGUGGAGGAAGCGCAAGUAAGCCGAAGGGGGAGACUGUGCAAGGGGCAACCGAUCGGUCAUUGCGCCAUGCGGAAGGCGAUCCUGCGGUGGCGGGAAACGGGGGGGAUCGUAAGGUAGAUAUGGGUCUACCUUUGCAGGGGCAGGCCGAUGACGGUGUAGCUGACGAAGCCUUGAGUGGAGAGAGCAAUAGCACAGUGGUAGAUACAGAUCGGGGCAUGAGGGAUUGGCCCCUCUCACAGAGGUUACUUGCAUGUUUGAUCGAGCCGGAGAGCGGCGAAAGUGUUGUCGGGGGCACGAGCGGCCAUUGUUUGGGGUUGCAGUCACAUCUGAGCCGUACCUGGACAGAUGCGGGGGCGACUUCCACACACCGAGAGGUGAUUAGGUCCAAUAGCAGCAAGGGCUCCAGGCCCGUGUCACAAUUGGCGAGCGAUUGCCUAGACCGAGUCGGCACAGGCGGGGUGAACGGGGCUCGGCAUGUUGGUUCCCAGGGAGCGGGAAGUGUAAGGAAUGGAUCAGGAUGGAAAACAGAUGAAUCCGUUAGCCCAAGCAGAGGGGGCGGUGCGGAUGCCCCCCGUGUGCGUGAUGGCUCCAUUGCAGGGCCGAGUGUGAAGGAUGAGAUGGCCUGGUCAGGAGGGGAGUUGAGUGCUGUGCCAGAAAGGGUGGGAAACAACAGCUGGAGAAAGACGACCUGGCCGUCAAGCAGUGCAGCAGUAGUUAAGGCAGAGGAUGGACAGGACGAUGUGAAGGGGGUCUUUGAGGAUGCGUCCAUAUGCGGUUCGCAAAGUGAAGGCAGGAAAGGUGUCGACGGCCUGAACCAAGCCAGAGACGACUGCGAGGAAAGACUCAAAGCUGAGCUGCGAAGCAUUGGAUUGUUCGUAGAUGAAGAGGUCCAUCAGCAGGCAUCGGGUGAGGUUGAUGAGACUCUGCGGAUUCUGCGAAUGGAGCUAUCCGAGCAGGCUCAAAUCAACAGGGAGCGCUUGAAUGCACUUAGCAGUGCUGUCCUCAGAAAGAAGCCUGAGGAUGAGAGGAGGAAAGAAGCAGUGUUUCUACAAAACGUAUUCAUGAAGGCAUUUGAGGCUUGCCUGGGAGCACGUGGCAGUAGCAAUCGAACAGUGGCAGUGGGAGCACGGGGUAGUGGACCUGGUACAGUGGGAGGGAAGGGUGCACGAAAAGGUGACCCUUGGGUGUUCAUCAAGCAAGUGAUUACGAAGCUGAAGGAAUUGGAAAAGAGAAAAGAUUGUGUGGAGACGAAAGCAGCUGCUGCGGUAAAGGAAUGCUCGCCGCUCAGGUUAACCACUCUUCCACGUUCGUCCUCCCGGAAGAGUCCAAAAGAGGAGCAGGAGCAGCGAGCAGCGAGCAUGGAGGAUAAGGAGAACUCGGGAGUGUUGAGAAGAGGUAACGAUGCGGAGGCGACGACGAGCAGUCGACGUGGUGCUGGUGCUGCUGCAGCUGCAGCUGCAGCUGCCAUAGUCGGCAGCAGCUGUAAAGAGGACAUUUCUCAUGGGAUCAAGCAAGGAGGCAUCGAAUCAGGGCCGCCAGCCGUCUCGCGAGGAGUUCCGGAAAUAGUCGUACGAGCGCGCACGGUCAAGGACGAGUCCCCGGGACUAAAGGAGGUUCAGCAUGUCAAGACUGCGAAGGCCAGGAAGAUGGAGAGGGUCGGCGCCGGGAAGGACAGGGGAGAGAGCUUGAACUUGAAUGACUCGAGCAGCAAGAGGAACAACCAAAUGCGGCACAAUAAGACCGUGAAGUUGCGCGUGCCAGGUGGAGGAGGAGUGGCGGCGGUGAGGAGCCAGGGCCGAACUUCUUGGAAGUCGAAGGAAGAGAACGUGAACCUGGAAACAGUAAGUGACGAGAAGCCGUUUGUUGAGCAGUCGAGAACGGGAGGCCGCGACCGUGAUGAAUGUAGGGUGGGUAGCCAAAGCAUUGCUGCAACAGGGAGUAGCGGGACGCGGAAAACGGAUAGCGAAAGGUGCGGCAAGCAGUCCGGAAAGGGGAAGGUGCAGAAAGAGAUUGUAUCCCCUCCGGGGGUUCCCGAAUCGGAAUGUCGGGAAAGCGAUGUUUCUGCUGACCUCUCGCAAGUUCAGAUACCGACGGAAGAGGACUUUGGCGCAUCGUUACUGCUUCCUGGAGGCGAAACCGAGCAGGAUGGUUGGUUGGGCAUUCUCGACGACGACUUUGGCACGCAGGCGUCAGAGGCACCUUUCGUUUUUGGCCUCGACAUCCCGAUGGAUGACUUGUCUGAUCUGGGGUUAAUGGUGUAACUGUAGCCAUGCAUGCAUGCAUGUUGGUAGGUGCACGUCGGUUCACAUGCUGGGAUCUGCACUUGGUUCCCUGGUGAAUCGGCACGUAACAGACAAUUUAUGGAAUCAGUAAAUCGGUUCUUGUUUUUCAGCGUUGAGUAGCGAUUGCUUACGAUAAAGACUUGCCAAUUGC
Messenger RNA from Chara braunii, 4354 nucleotides. NCBI's taxonomy places the organism in Eukaryota, Viridiplantae, Streptophyta, Charophyceae, Charales, Characeae. The record is from the annotation of a GenBank genome assembly.